This is a messenger RNA of Racocetra persica, 772 nucleotides long. The record is from the annotation of a GenBank genome assembly. NCBI's taxonomy places the organism in Eukaryota, Fungi, Glomeromycota, Glomeromycetes, Diversisporales, Gigasporaceae.
CAUUUAUCGACGAUGCCAAAAAACUUAAUCCGAAAAUAAUUGACUUUAAUAAAUCUACAAAAGAAGCAGAAUUUAAUUCGAAUAGUUCGCAUAAUUCAUUGACUUUAGAAUCUCGACAAAUAGGUAUUUCACUCUUAGGCGGAACUGGCAUAAUGCACAAUCAUAGAAAUGUUUUUAGUGCAGGUUUCUGGGUGCGCUCAAGGGGCUUAACGUACCUAGUAACUUGCGGUCAUUGUGCAGCAGGCGGAACCAAGAAUCCCGAUGGAUUUAUUGAUUUUUAUUAUACACCAUGGAAUGAUGUAUCUAAUUUCUCGCCUGAAGAUUAUAUUGGACCAAUGACUAUGUCCGACGUCGCGGUUGUUGAUAGGGCAUUCAUCUUAAGAAAUAAUAGCAGAUUCAUCCCCAGCCCAAAUAUAAAAAAUUCAGAUUUUCGAGUGUAUCCAGAAUUACAAAUAUCUGAUGUUAUUUUAGGACCAGAUCAAUCUAUGAUUGGACUCCCUGUGUGUAAAUCUGGUUAUAGAACGCAUGUCUUAUGUGGCGAAUUAAGAUCGGUUAAUGCAAAAAUUAUUCAAAGCGGAAAAAAUUAUGAAAACAUGAUUUUAACAUCCCAUAUAGGUAAACAAGGGGAUAGCGGUGCACCUGUGUUUAUAUUUAGUGAUGUAUUUGCUUUAGGUCCAUUGAGAGUUCAUCUUAUUGGAAUGCUUAGUGGUACUUCUGAGAGUGAUACUUUCAACUCAGUUACACCAAUAUUCAAAAUUUUAAAGGACAAUAU